GUCUUGGCACAACUGGCAUCUCUGUAUGACAUCACCUCAGCUUCAUGACGUCAGGAGUAAACAGUGACCCACAGCAAGGCGGGGAGGGAGGUAUACGCUGCGCCUUUCAUUGUCUCUGCAGGACUCUCCGCGCCACGCCCUCACCAUGAACACCAGUGGAGGUUACCAGCCAGCACCACAGACGACAGUGGUGGUGGUCCCAGUUGCCAACAGAAUGAGGAUGAGGGGACCGGCGUACCUGCAGCAGGGGGUGAAGGUGGGAGGUAUGAUGUUGGGCAUGGGUUGUGUCGCCUGCCUGGCAAUGUUCGGUGGCUUCUUCCUCUUUGUCGGCAUCAUCAUGAUCUCUACUGCCAAUUACGACAGUGACUUCUGGGAUAAUUUUGACAGGGACCAUGAUCCAACAAUAACUGUAGGGACCAUCAUGCUUGUGAUCGGCUCCAUCAUGGUCUUGGCCAGCGUGGGUGUCUGUUUCUAUGCCCGUAAGAAAUAUAAGAAAUUUGGUGGCGCAACCAAUCCCGGGCAAGUAAUUAACCCUCCACCAACUGGGUAUACUGCACAGCCGCAACAUGCUGACUCAGGAUACCCACAGCCUGCUGGCUACCCUGGUCAGCCUCAGCUAGCUGGUUAUCCUGGCCAGCCUCAGCCAGCUGGUUAUCCUGGCCAGCCUCAGCCAGCUGGUUAUCUUGGCCAGCUUCAGCCAGCUGGCUACUCUGGCCAACCUCAGCCUGCUGGCUAUCCUAGCCAGCCUCAGCCCUAUGCUAACCCUGCACCUACUGGCUACCCACCUUACCCAGAACCAACUACUUCUUACCCCGGCCCUCCAGCCCAGUAUGCAGCCCAGCCAGGAGCUCCUUUAGCAAAGGUUGACCCAUCAUACCCUACCAAGCCUCAACAAUCCUCCAUGGCCUACGAAUACACUCCACCUCCUCCACACGUGCCUGGCUCCACAGAUGAGCCAACUGCACCUCCUCCAUACCAGCCCUAAGGGUAGCUGACAGAAAGAGGGGCCAAAGUACUGGACACAGCUGGUGUGUGUGUGUGUGUGUGUGUGUGUGUGUGUGUGUGUGUGUGUGUGUGUGUGUGUGUGUGUGUGUGUGUGUGGUGUGUGUGUGUGUCCUGGGGUGCCUGCGUAACUUCCAUGAUGCCUCUGUGAAGCAGCUUGAUGGCAGUGCUGGUGUGCUGCAUGGCUCCUGCUGUGCUGCUCAAGGUGAUGAAUGCAGGAAUUGGUAUUGUGCUGGUGUUAUGCCUGGUUUUGUACUGCACUUUUCAUCUCCUGAUUCUCAAGAAAUUCAUUUCCUGGUAAAAAAAAUAGAAUGAAUAUGAAUCUAUAUUACUUAUUGGAUUUCAUGUAAAGCAAAGGCAUUUAACUUUAUACCACACCAGAAAGUCAUGUGUUUAAGUCUUGACAUGCAUUGUGGUUAGCAAGAUGACAAGAAUUACUAGAUGAAAUACAGGUGUGUGGCCAAAGUGAUGUGUGUUUGCUCUGCUCUACUUUUGGCAUGGAAUCAACAAAAUUACAAAUCAUUUAGAAGCUUUCAUAGGACUGUAUUUUGAAACAUUUCUGGCUGCAUCUCCACUACAUACAAAAGGGUCUUGUUGAAGUGACACGGGUUUUUAGGGUGUUUCUAUGAUUCUAGUGAUGGAUUAAUAAUAUUUCUACAUUAUCAACAGCAGAAACACUCUUGAGAACCUGGCUGAUCAUCUCUGUGACCUUUGAAAAUAUUCUUGGUGAGAGAGCAGAACAUUUGUGAAUGCAGCCCAUACAUCUGCUGAGCUGUGUUGGCCAGCCAGGCAUGAGGCAGUUCUAUGGGAGAGGAAAGGUGUGCCUCAACCAGUGGCCUUAUUUACUUGUGACUUAAGUUGUUUUGCUUGUGUAUUUCUUGUGGUUGUGUAUUCUCAUGUAGCAGUUAGACUUGAAUUUUAUUAACAAGUGAGAUCUGUCAGUGUAGUGAGAAGGCAAUGUUCAUGAGGGAACUGUGAAGCAUUGUGGUGUAGACAAGUCAUUACCACUGUUGGAAUGCAUCUUGAUCCAUUUUUAUCUGUUAUGGAGUGCUGUUAUUGAUAAAACAUAAAAGCUGCCAAUAAAGAGAUAGAGAUUUUAGUCAUCAUGAAUUAUUUCUACAUUUGUUUUUGUUUUGGAAUGCAGUAAAUAGAUGCUAAGUUACCAAAUCUGGGACCAUAUUGUGAAACACUUUUGUGUGCACCCUGACUACUUUCAAGAGACUCUAGUUGAAGUUGUACAAGUUUUUAAGGGUAUUUUUAUGGUUCUAAUGGCAAAUUAACAAGAUUUCUACAUAAUUGAUAGGAGAAACGCUUGAAAACUUGGCUCAUCAUCUCUGUGGUCUUUGAAAAUAGUUGUAAUGAGAGAGCACAGCAUUUCAGAAUAUGGGCCCUGUAAUGCAGCAAACUGUUGACUUAGGAAUGUUGCAUAAUGGGGGGGGGGGAUGGCUGAAGACCUCCAGACCAAGAGUACAUGUUUAUGUUGCUAUGAAUGAGACAGACAAACAUUGUCCUUUUAUGGAUAGAGUAAAAGAAGUAAAUGGUAGAAAUGUAA
Molecule: messenger RNA, 2554 nt
Organism: Scylla paramamosain (green mud crab)
Lineage: Eukaryota; Metazoa; Arthropoda; Malacostraca; Decapoda; Portunidae
Product: calcium-binding protein P-like
Exons: 4
Coding region: 146-985 (279 amino acids)
Source: RefSeq, a predicted model, not a curated record